AUGUCUAAACUUCUCUAUGAAAGAACGAAUCUAUCAUCUCAAUGUUCAUCUUCUACCUCUGAACUUCUCAUCUUCGAUGAAGUAGAAGAAGAGGAAGAAAAUGAGAGUUCCUACCGGAGGUACAAUAACCUCAUUUCAAACCUUCCAAAAGGAGAAGGUUGGGCAUCUGAGAAUCACAUCGUUCAUUACCAGGGCUUCUGGUAUGCAGAUAUAUAUUGCCCAGGAGUACUCGCAGUCCAAGAACACUUCAAGGCUCGCUCUAGCGACAUUAUCAUUGCAUCCACCCCAAAAUCAGGCACUGUAUGGAUCAAAUCCCUUCUCUUUGCCACUGUUACCCGCAGUAUGUACUCCCCCACGUACAAAAACCAUCCCUUGCUCAUCGACAACCCCCACAAUCUGGUGCAAUUUCUAGAGUCAAGGUUUUUCCAAAGCAGAUUGCCUGACCUUGAAUUGCUUUCCUCUCCCAGGCUCUUUGCAACUCACAUACCUUUCACGUCGCUGCCACAAACCAUGAUUGAUUCUUGCAGCCGGAUAGUUUACGUUUGUCGGAAUCUGAAAGAUGUGUUUGUUUCCAUGUGGCAUUUCACAAACAAGAUCAGAGCCACGGUCUCAAAGCCACCUUUGACUGCCAUGGAAGCCUUUGAGAGGUUCUGUAAGGGGGUUUCCCAUUUUGGGCCUUUCUGGGAUCAUGUGUUGGUGUAUUUGAGGGCUAGUUUGGAAAGGCCUCAACAAGUGUUGUUCAUCAAGUACGAAGAGUUACAAGCAGACCCCGGUAUUGUUUUGAAAAGGGUAGCUCAGUUUGUGGGGUUCCCUUUCACUUCUGAGGAAGAAAAUGAACAAGGGUUGGUUGAUAAGAUCUUGAGGUUGUCCAGCUUUGAGAAUUUGACUAGUCUUGAGGUGAACAAGACGAGGAUAGCCCCACAUGGCCUUGGACAUGAGAUUUACUUUAGGAAAGGUACGGUUGGUGACUGGGCAAACUAUUUGACAUCUGAUAUAAUUGAACGAAUUGACCAGAUAACAGAAGAGAAGUUCUAUGGUUAUGGCCUCAAGUUCUGAUAAGUAUUCUACAGAGAUGAUGGCAUCUUUUUACCUUGUUUGAUUGCAGUUUGGUUUCUUGGCUCUGCUUAUUCUUUCCGUUGUUUCAGUGUAUUUCAAACUUGUGCUAGUUGUUCCUUCGGUUGACCCAAGUAUGUUCCUUGAGCUGCGGCACUAUAUAUAGAUUGUGGUUUUCAGUACAAGCAAUGCUGUGUAUAAUUAUCAAUCACCCUAAAAUAAAUUAUUAUAUUUAUGCCUA
This is a messenger RNA of Macadamia integrifolia, 1294 nucleotides long. Its product is annotated as cytosolic sulfotransferase 7-like. The transcript is spliced from 3 exons. Gene Ontology annotation, biological process: sulfation. Gene Ontology annotation, cellular component: cytoplasm. Gene Ontology annotation, molecular function: sulfotransferase activity. The record is from RefSeq and is a predicted model, not a curated record. Bases 1 to 1056 code for a protein of 351 amino acids. NCBI's taxonomy places the organism in Eukaryota, Viridiplantae, Streptophyta, Magnoliopsida, Proteales, Proteaceae.